AUGCUCGCCACUCUACUCUGGGGCUUCAGCAGGACACUAUGGAUGGCUAUCCUUGCACGAGCUCUCCAGGGUGCAGCUAAUGGCGAUGUUGGCAUAAUACGUACGACUGUUGCGGAGAUGGUGCCUUUCAGGGAGCUUCAGCCUCGAGCAUUUUCGGUGCGACUGCCCUCAAGUAUCAUGCCACUCAUUUGGACUUUUGGAGCCAUUGCAGGUCCUGCACUUGGCGGCGCACUUGCUAAUCCACUCAAUGUGCAGCCCGGCGAGAAGAUUGAGCAUCCAAACUUUCUCCAGCGAUACCCGUAUGCACUUCCCAAUCUCAUCUGUGCUGGGUUCUUCACCUUUGGCAUCACAGUGGGCGUGCUCUUCUUGGAAGAAACUCUGGAGACGUUGAAAAACAAGCGAGACUACGGCUUGAGACUGGGCGAUAAGCUGAAGAGCCUGGCCAGGUCACAUGUCGUAAAAGCAGAGCAAGUCCUUGGACUGAGAAGGGCCUCACAACGACAACCAGAAGAUGAACCAUUCCUGGACGAUGUUCAACGUAGCAAAGACCUGCCAGAGCAACAGCCAAAGCUUCCCAAGCAAGCAGCUCCGUCGAUUAAAGAGAUCUUGACGAAGCAGUCAAUAUACAACAUCCUCUCCUACGCUUUGCUCGCGCUUCACAAUAUGGCGUACGAUCAGCUCCUGCCAGUCUACAUGUCGUAUCCCUCCUUACAGUCUGACUCGCCUUACAUCACCAAGCCGAGCACGGACAGCCCAUUUCUGCGAUUUGCUGGAGGCUUUGGACUUACUCAUACACAGAUAGGAGCCAUCUCAGCAGUCUAUGGAGUCGUCAGCGUGGUCGUCCAGAUCUUCUUCUACCCAAUGAUCGCCAGACGCUUGGGAGUACUUUACUGCCUGAAGUGCGUCAAUUGCUUCUUUCCGUUUGUUUACUUCCUCAUGCCUUUCACGGCUCUACUGCCCAAUCAAAGGUGGCAGAUCGGCGUCUGCUUCGUUAUCAUGGAGCUCAAGGCCAUAUGUGCGAUCUUCGCAUUCCCAUGCAGCUCGAUCAUGAUCACGAACUCGGCUUCCAGCUUGCGGGUUUUGGGAACACUCAACGGUGCCGUGACUACGACAUCAGCGAUUGGACGUGCUAUAGGUCCGGCUGUAAUAGGCGGCGUGUUUACUCUUGGGGUGAAGCGGGGGUAUAUUGUUGCGGCAUGGUGGGUCAUGGCUACGUUUGCGGUGUUGGGAGCCAUUCCGGUCUUUUGGCUAGUCGAGGGCAAAGGGUUUGCAAGCGAAGAGCACGAGGCCGAUGGGGAGGUGGUGGAUGAUGAAGACGAUCGACUACGAGAGGAGGGUCUGGAGGGAGGUGCCGAAGCCGCUGGCCAACUGCCAAUCUUGAUACCCAACAAGCAACAGAACGAGGAAGAGCCAGUGGCCGAUGCGAACGACGAUCAUACAAGUCUGCUGACCAAGAGUGGAAAGUAG
Molecule: messenger RNA, 1467 nt
Organism: Recurvomyces mirabilis
Lineage: Eukaryota; Fungi; Ascomycota; Dothideomycetes; Mycosphaerellales; Teratosphaeriaceae
Exons: 2
Coding region: 1-1467 (488 amino acids)
Biological process (GO): transmembrane transport
Molecular function (GO): transmembrane transporter activity
Source: RefSeq, a predicted model, not a curated record